Messenger RNA from Necator americanus (New World hookworm), 738 nucleotides. RefSeq lists its product as uncharacterized. The coding region runs from base 1 to 738 and encodes 245 amino acids. Gene Ontology annotation, molecular function: Hsp90 protein binding. The record is from RefSeq and is a predicted model, not a curated record. NCBI's taxonomy places the organism in Eukaryota, Metazoa, Nematoda, Chromadorea, Rhabditida, Ancylostomatidae. The transcript is spliced from 5 exons.
AUGGAAAAUCUCGAGCAGCUGAUUCUCGACGCAGGAGCCGCUUAUUCUGAAGGUCGCUACGCGGAAGCGCUCGAGUGCUACGAGCAGGCUGUCGUCACUAAGCCUGACAAUGCAAUUCUAUUCGCAAACUACGCUGCUAUUCUGCUUCGACUCGAUCGAGUGGAAGAGGCGCUGAAAAAUGCCAACCAUGCGAUCACCCUCGAUCCAAAGUGGGCCAAGGGAUACUACCGACGAGGUGAAGCGCUGCGACGUCUAAACGAUUUGUUGCCAGCUGUCGUGAGUUUGAGCGAAGGGGUUGCUGUCGACCCGACGAACAAGAUCAUAGUAGACGCGCUCAUUGACGUCUCUCAGGAGUUUUUUGAGAAAUUUCCUCUGGAACGAUUAGAAAACGUUGGACUGGACCGUAAUCGAUUCACUUUACUCACUAUGGUGGGACAAGAGCUUGCGACAGCUGGAUAUAAUCAGGAAGCUUCAACAGUGCUCAGACGUGCGCUUUCGCUGCAAACUCCGUCACUGCGCCUCCGAGAAUCGGCGCUUUCCUCACUAGCGUCCGUUCAUUUUGCGCUUGGAGAGUUCGCACAAGCAACACUAUGUUAUGAAGAACAGCUGGAAAUACGUCUACGGCUAGAAGGACCACCUGCUGAAGUGCACGACUGCCUGGCGAUGAGUGCGGAAGCUGCAGGAAAUCAUGCAUUAGCUCUGUCACACAGGAAGGAGAGAAUAAAGGUGGUGCUGUAG